Astyanax mexicanus (Mexican tetra) is the source of this 12673-nucleotide messenger RNA. RefSeq names its product myelin transcription factor 1b (gene myt1b). Gene Ontology annotation, cellular component: nucleus. The transcript is spliced from 23 exons. Lineage: Eukaryota; Metazoa; Chordata; Actinopteri; Characiformes; Acestrorhamphidae. Gene Ontology annotation, biological process: regulation of transcription by RNA polymerase II. Bases 121 to 3729 code for a protein of 1202 amino acids. The record is from RefSeq and is a predicted model, not a curated record. Gene Ontology annotation, molecular function: RNA polymerase II cis-regulatory region sequence-specific DNA binding; DNA-binding transcription factor activity, RNA polymerase II-specific; zinc ion binding.
GCCCCUCCCCCGCCACCUGCGCGAGAGAAGUUGAACUCAGUCGCGGAGAACUUUUCCCCUCAGGAGUGUUUAGUGCGGUAAGAGUGAGCGCUCGCGCCGGGAAAACACCAGAGCGCGACCAUGAAGCUGUGUGGAACUUUCUUAGAGAAUGAGUAUCGGGGGGAGCUCCUGAACCAGCGCUGGACGCGAGGAGAUAAGAUCAGCCGCUGCCGGCCCUCUCUCAGACCACAGAGCCGACCAAUCAAAAUGAGUUUGGAUAUUGAUGACAAGCGGACACGUACACGGUCCAAGGGAGGAAGAACUCCCACCGAGACUGUAGGACAGGAGCUGAGCUGUCCUACGCCAGGAUACAAUGGUUCUGGCCAUAUCAGUGGCAAUGCUCGACACAGAAGUAUGCUCAGCUGCCCAGUGGCCAAGAAGAGGAGGCUGCAGGAAGAGGAAGAGGAGGCAGAGCAGCAGCAGCCUGUCUCCAAGAGGAAGUCCCACCCCCUGAAGCUGGCGAUGGACGAGUGCUUCAACGCCGAGAGUGAGGGGAGCGGGGAGGAAGAGCUGGAGGUGAAGGAGGAAGACGAGGUAGAGGAGGGAGAAGCCCAGCAGCAGUGCCGCGACGGAGAACAUCAGGAGGAAGAGGAGCAGAAAGCCGAGAGCAACGGCGCAAAACAGGCAGAUGAGGGCGAUGAAGAAGAGUGUGUGAUCAUUGAGGCGUCCAGCACUGAGAAACCUAAAGCUACAGGAGCAGAUGACAUCUCCACCUACCAACACAUAGUGGCCAACUCACUACUCCAUCUCAGCAACCAUAAUAAUAACCACGUCACGUCUCCACUACUUGUUGCAGUAGAGGCACAAUCAAACAGCCCAACGAGAGUGAAUAAUGAAGAAGAGGAGGAUGAGAAAGAGGAGGCCCAAACAACAACAGUUCGGCCAACCGAGACGAUCAGGGUGAACGGGAAAACAGAGGAAGAGGAGGAAGAAAAGGUGGACCGGAAAGGAAGACAAGAAGAAUCCGACCACCAGUACUUCACAGAGGAGAUGAACAUGAACACACGUCUAGCUGAGAAUCGCGAGAAUCCACAAAACAAUGCACGAAGAAUGUUCGAGGAAGACUACGAAGAUGAGGAGGAGGAGGAUGAGGAGGACGAAGAAAAAGAACAGAACACAAAACGGAAUGACCUUCCCAAUGCUUCUGUAAUCACAACAGUAGCUCAGGGAUUCCUCAAGAAAGAAGACUACAUUACCCACAAACCCCUCUCCGCAGAGAACUACACCUCCAGCAAUGCCUCGGUAGCUCCCCUCGUCAUCGAGGUGCGAUCUGAGGGCUCGGAGAGGGAUGAUGAAGACGGAGAUGAUGAAGAGGAGGAGGACAACGACAGCCUUUCCCAGCGCUCGACAGUGGCGGACGAGUCCGAGAUGUACGACAUGAUGCGAGGCAACCUGGGCCUGCUGGAGCAGGCCAUCGCUCUUAAAGCCCAGCAGGUCAAAGGUCAUCGAGAGUUCCCACACAUUCCUGAACACCAUCGGUACUUCUCACUAGAUGACCGGCCAAUCAAACACAUCGAGCACCUGCGCAAGAGCUACUACGGAAAAGAGAGUUCCAGACCAGAGAAGAGAGAAAUCAAAUGCCCCACCCCUGGCUGUGACGGCACGGGUCACGUGACCGGACUGUACCCUCACCACCGCAGUUUGUCGGGAUGCCCUCACAAAGACAGGAUCCCGCCCGAGAUCCUCGCAAUGCAUGAGAAUGUUCUGAAGUGCCCUACACCAGGCUGCACGGGACAGGGCCACGUCAACAGCAACCGCAACACACACCGCAGUUUGUCCGGAUGUCCCAUUGCCGCCGCUGAAAAGCUGUCCAAGAGCCACGACAAGCAGCAUCUGCCCCAGCCCAUGAGCGAGCAGCCCAAAGGCAGCCCAAACUCCGACAGAGUGCUCAGACCCAUGUGUUUUGUGAAGCAGCUGGAGGUGCCGCAGUUUGGCAGCUACAGGGCCAGUCUGUUGCCCAGUACCCCGCGUGCUAAUCUGGCUAAGGAGCUGGAGAAGUACUCCAAGGUCUCCUUCGAUUAUGCAAGCUUCGACGUGCAGGUGUUCGGCAAGCGCAUGCUCGCUCCAAAGAUGCUCACCAGCGAAACCUCACCCAAAGCCUUCAAAACCAAGCCUCCGUUCCCCAGAACCUCUUCCCCGAGUCCCAGCCUGCAGAGCGCCUACGGAAAGAGCUCAUCCAGCAUCCACGACUACUCCCAUGAUGCCGAGGCUGCGCACAUGGCGGCCACGGCCAUUCUAAACCUGUCCACUCGCUGCUGGGAGAGACCUGAGAACCUCAGCAUUAAGCACCAGGACAAGAGCAUGGAGAUAGAGGUGGAUGAGAACGGUACUCUGGACUUAAGUAUGAAAAAACCCAUAAAGAGAGAGGGAGGCCCGCUGAGCACAAGCCCCGGCGUGCGCUCCCCUGAUCUCUCUUCAUCGUCCUCAUCAUCCCUGCACCACGGCAGCAGCGGCAUUUCACCACACCUACAGGCCUACAAGCAGGAGAACUGGGACGGGCCUCUGGACUACACCAAACCCAACCGACAGCGGGAGGAGGAGCUCGAUGAGAUGGAUCACACAGGCCAAUCAUUUGCAUCCUCUGACCCCGAAGACUGUGACAUGUUGCAGGAGUGUCCAGAGGACAGGAAGUACCCUGGCGAGGUCACCACACCAAACUUUAAGGUCAAAUUCCAGCCCAAGGAGUGCAAGAAAGAGCUCCUCAUGUGUCCCACGCCUGGCUGUGAUGGCAGUGGCCACAUUACUGGAAACUAUGCAUCCCACCGCAGCCUGUCUGGGUGCCCUCUUGCUGAUAAGAGUCUUCGGUCCCUCAUGGCUGCACACACGGCUGAACUCAAGUGCCCCACCCCAGGAUGCGAUGGUUCAGGCCACAUCACUGGUAACUACACCUCUCACCGAAGUUUGUCUGGGUGCCCCCGUGCCAAGAAAGGCGGAAUAAAAACGACCCCCACCAAGGACGACAAGGAGGACUCCGAGCUUUUAAAGUGUCCAGUGCCAGGCUGUGACAGUCUGGGUCAUAUCAGCGGGAAGUAUGCGACUCACCGCAGUGCGUACGGGUGCCCACUGGCUGCCCGUCGUCAGAAGGAGGGUUUGCUGAACGGGACGCCUUUCUCCUGGAAAGCCUUUAAAACAGAGGGUCCCACCUGUCCCACGCCAGGCUGUGAUGGAUCAGGCCACGCUAACGGCAGCUUCCUCACACACAGAAGUCUCUCAGGCUGUCCCCGGGCCUCCCUAGCUAAGAAGAAAGCCAAGUUUCCUGGAGAGGAGUAUCUGAGCAACAAAUUCAGAGCGAGUGAUGUGCUGGAUAAUGACGAAGACAUUAAACAACUCAAUAAAGAAAUCAGCGAUCUCAAUGACUCCAACAACGAGAUGGAAGCUGAUAUGGCCAACCUGCAAACUCAGAUCUCCUCCAUGGAGAGGAACCUGAAGAACAUCGAGCACGAGAAUAAGAUCAUUGAAGAGCAGAAUGAAGCGCUGUUUAUGGAGCUGUCAGGACUGAGCCAAGCCCUUAUUCGCAGUCUGGCCAACAUCCGCCUGCCACACAUGCAGGAGCCAAUCACCGAGCAGAACUUCGAGAAAUACGUGAGCACCCUGACCGACAUGUACACCAACAAAGACUGCUACCAGAACCCAGAGAACAAGGCCCUGCUGGAGACCAUAAACCAGGCGGUGAAAGGCAUUAAGGUUUGACUCCUGCCUGUGGGGGAGGAUGCCCCCUAGAGGCGCGGAGGAGAAACAGCGUACGCAUGUAAGGCCGAAGAGAGGGCGUGGUACGAGCGGUACACACAAACACACACAAAUACAAAUACAAAAAGGGCAUUCAGGUUGUUUUUUUUUUGUUUUUUUUUUUGUUAGUUGUUUUUUUUUUGUUUUGUUUGUUUGUUUACUUCUUUCGUUUGGUUAGUUUGGUGUUUGUUGGUUUGAACAGCCUUCAUCCCAGGAAGCAUGACGAGUGUGAUGAGAAAAGAAGAUACAUAUAUAUAUAUACAAAACGAAAAUAUAUAUAUAUACACAUAUUAAUAUAAGGACCAAAAUCCACCACAGAAAGCUGCUGGAUUGGAUGGAUGGAAGGAUGCGAGGAUUGAAAAAAGGACAAAAGCUUUUUUUUUUUUUUGCUUUUUUUUGGCACCUUUCAUCUUCAACUCUGGCAUUUUUAAGAUGGAAGGAGAAGGACGAAGAAGAGCACCCAUACUUCAGCAUCUGUCGGGAGACGACAGAGAGACUGAGAGAGCGCUUGUGGACGAAAGAAGAGCGAGAAUCACCCUUGUGUUGCCUGUGGGAGGCUGCUGCCCCUUUAUCACAGCAGAUACACUCUCACACACAAACACACACACUCAGUGUAGUGAAUGAUCUUAUCCACAGGCUGCUGAGAGCCGACAUUGCGCUCAUUAUAAUCCCCCCGGAGUAAAACAGGUAUGCAGCAUUUUACUUGUUCUCCGUGGGCUUUGAUUUGGCACUAAAGCAAACUGGAGGAAGCAACACAAAAAAAAGAAACCUGUGAAAUAAGAAAAAGCUAGAGCUUUCUCUCUCUCUCUCUUACACACACACACACACACACACACAAACACAGUAGGGCUUCACAAUAUGGCCAGCAAUAUACAAAAAAAAUUCAGCUGAAACAACAAUAUGAUUGGCCUGCAUUGUUUUGUUUAAAAAAUUAGAACAUUUCAUCAGAAAUCAGAACACCCAUAGAAACUCAUCUCAUCUCGCUCUAUGAUUGGUCAAGAGACUCGCAAUGCAUUAUCCUUAUUGGCCACAGAGUUCUACACCCUUACAUAUCGCAGCUUGCUGCAUAUUAUUAGUACUGUCAAGUAAGCCAGCACCAUAAUAUCGAUUACAAAUAAUAUACUGCUGUUUAUUGCAUAGCACUAAAUACACACAUAUACACACAAAUUCACACAAAUACACAUACACACAUUCUCAUAAUCUCAUGGGGAAAGUCCAAUUUUAAGGCCUUUUUAAGUUAAGUGUGAUUGCCCAUAUCUGAACGUAUUUAUUUAUUUAUAUAUAAAUUAAUGAUCUGAAGUGCGUACUGUCAGCAGAAGCACUGGUUCUCUUCUUGUUGUUCAUUUGCAAUAUUUAUGCUCAUAAAUAAAUAGUAAUAUAAUUAACAUAUUUUUUUUCCUCCGAUCCAGUCAUAGAUAGUUCUAUUUGUUAUAUUUAUGAAGAAAAAAAAAAAAAAAAAAAAAAGAUUGCACUUCUUUUUUUUUUGGUGAAUAGUUUUUUAAUUAUAACUAUUACUGUUAUUAUUACUGUUGUUUGUCUAACCUUAGUUUGUUUAUUCUUAUUUAUUUUAUUUUAUUUUUUCAUUUUUAUUUGUUUUAAUUCACCUGUUUCUUUCCCUAAAAUUUUAGAGCUGAAAAGUGCUGAAUUCCCUCCAUUUAUUACAUUACGAUGAGAAAAACAAAAAUGUUUAGAAAAAGCUACCAUCCAUUUUUAUACCUUAUUUUUUCUUUGUGGAUAGAUUUUGAAAACUUUUUUUAAGUGCAAAUAUUUUUAACUGCUAAAAAGUUUUGAUAAUUUUAUAAGAUUCAUUUUGUCAUUUUCUUCUUUUUUUCUUGUUGUUUUUUUGUUUUGUUUUUUUGCAUUACGUUCCUUUUGUUUUGUUUUUUUCAAAAUCCUGAUACACCCAAGGCUUAUGGAGAAUUCUAAUUCUAAUAUGUAUUUAUUAUUUAUUCAAUAUUUAUGAACUAAUGAACUGUGAUAAGGUUGUACUGUAUAUUUAUUUUGUAAAUGUGACGUUUGUGACGACUGAGUCUGAGUAGUCUCAUGUUGAAAUAAAGACGCAUAAAUGACGAUGAUGAUGAUGAUGAUGAUGAUGAUGAUGAUGAUGAUGAUGAUGAUGAUGAUGAUGAUGAUGAUGCUCGGACGAGAGAUGAAAAAAAAAAACAAUGUUUUGUCAUCGAGGGUCUCCUUAAAAUGCCAGCAACACUUCCUAUGGGAAUGUAAAGACAAAAAAAGAACAAGAAGGAAAGCAAUUCUGCUGAUUAUCCUGUGCGUUCCAGCAGGAAAACAGGAAAUAGAAUCUUCUGUGGAUCUUCUUUCACUGACUUUUAACUUGUCGAGUUCCUGGUAUGGCCCAAGAUGUUCUAUCUGUCCCGGAAUGGUUAUUAUAUAUAUAUAUAUAUAUAUAUAUAUAUAUAUAUAUAUAUAUAUAUAUAUAUAUAUAUAUAUAUACAGUAUAUACAGAAAUACAAUACAUAUACUGCUGAUGGAUUAUUUUUUCUCUCUUUUGACCUGUACAGACAUUCUGGAUGAUAUAUGGACGAUGUUUUAUUCUUGUUUUAUUUUGUUUUAUUUUAUUUCGGUUGGGAUGGGGAUUGGGAAGAAGGGAUAAAUGGGGUAGAAGAUUGAAACAUAAAAAACUUUUGAAGGAGGGAAACUUUUGAACCACAGAGUCCUUACUCAGCUAGUGUCCGAUAAGCAUACACCCUUGUAGCCUUAUUCUUGAUUCUUUUUAUUUUUUGAAACGCACAAAGUGCCACUAACCCACGCUUUCUUUACCGACUCCGCCCAUUCAGCGACCACACCGAUCUCGAGUCAUGUGACCGUGGCAUAAAAGAUGUGUGGUGUGGUGUUCGUUACAGUUGCCUUUAUUCCUUUACGCCGAGAUGGCCAUAGCUACACUAUAUAUACAUUCUGUAUAAAAAAAAGACUUAAAAACUAUAUAUAGAAUAUAAACAUACAUAUAUUUUUCCAGUGUAAUUGUUAACUCUUUCUCUUAUUGUAGCUUAUCAGAGAGAUGAUAUCUUUUGAAAAGCUGUAUUACUACCGAUAGGAGACAAAAUAUCGAAACGAAAAAAAAAAAACGUAAAAAAAAAAGACCCAUUUUACUGUGGUGGCAGGAUACCAUGUGUUUUAUAAUAUGUAAAGGUACAUUUCUAAAAUCUACGGAUGCUGAGGUUGUUUGUAAAGUUUCCUAUUCCUUGUUUUUGGUCCACGGUUGUUUUGGGGCUUUAUCUGUGUAUCAUGUUAUGCUCAUGUAAAAAAAAAACGGGACCGUGGUGAACCGUGAUGAAGAAGAAGUUGAAAAAAAAAACGAAGAGAUAGUCCGUUCUUAGCCUGUCGUAGUGUAAAAGUUAAGUAAACGGUCGCAGUCGUACCUGUGAAGAUGCAUCGUAGUAACUUCAUGGUGGUCCUGCUCGUAGUAUUGUUUGGUGUUGUGUCAGUUCUGGGACGAGCCACGCAGCCUCUAGAUAGAUAUACUGUAUGUCUCCAGCGCCAACCAUGACACCAAAAGUAGUGUGUGAUUCAUAUUAGCGCGUUUGUGAACAAUGAACGUCGUGCCUCCUUAUCAAUAUAUCGCCAGAACGUCACUCUCGUCUCCAGCUAGAAGGCCGUGCUGUAGAAACGGUAUCGUUCGUUAGGUGUUUUUACAGAAGAAGCAAUGUACCGGACAGAGAGCUUGCGUGCACUUUCGAGAUUGUUGAAUGCCAGCUGAUGAAGUUUCAGCCAAAACUUUUUUGGAGUUAAAAAUACUAGAAUACUCAGAAGAAUAUUAGCUCCAUUUUAGCUAAUGGAUGUCUAUCGAUCACACCAAAAGGAGUGGGACAAAUUGCAUAUGUCUUUUUACAUGUUUGUUUGUUGCUGUUGAGUGUAAUUCUCUGUAUUCUGUCCGUGAAAUGUAGAAUUCCCUUUGAGUCAGCUUUGCGGGAGAUUAAGAUCGUACAAGAUUAAGGGCAUUUUCACACCUAUACCUAAACGGACAGCGAUCCAGAUACUUAAAACAACCUUUGAAAAAUGGACAAUAGGUGCUAGGCUUACAAGAGUUGUAAGGGACAGGCAGGGUCAGUAACACAGUGAGAGCAAAUAUAAACAACAUACCAGAGAGUACUCAGGAAAAGGAGGGUCAUACCUAAAAAAAUCUGUGACAGGUCCACAACAGGUACUUAAGAGAAUGGGCAAGGCAAAAUACAAUAAACGGAGAUACAAAAAAGGGUCAGUAACAAAAAGGCAAAAACAAUAGAACACAUUGUAGAAGAGCUAGGAAAACUAGAUUCAAUACUCAGCACUCAACUGAGCAAACAGAGGGGUAUAUAUACUAGGGAGGACAGGUGGAGCCAAUUAUUAACUCGGAGAGCAGAAACGCUGUAGCAUCAUAUGAUCAGUGAAGUCAGGGAAGUCCUGAGAAGCAUUUGGGGGUGCAUGCUGGGAAGUGGAGUCUUUAGAGAAAAGAUCAGAGUCUUGAGCAGCCUCAGGACCGACACUUGUUUAUGUCUCAGAUCUUAACGACAUUUAAUUAAACUGUAAUCAGAAUCAAAGGAUUGUCAAAGAAUAUCCAGAUACUAUUCGGAUACAAAAAAACGAAAGUUAAUGCCAGGUGCAGACGAGCUUGUAAACUUGUAAACUAGUGCAUUGCAUUUGGUUUGGAUAAAUAAAGGUACAGCAACACAUUUUACAACAGAUCAUGUGGAAACUAAGGUAUCUGUUUGCUGAUAGGUCAAAGCUGUCUGGGGCAGAAGCUAGGUCCAGACAGAAGAAGGUCCUGUGUUCUGAACUAGUGAAUAUUUCUGUGUAAUUUAGCACCAAGCAACAGCAGAGGUGGCAUUCAUUCACAGCUGUAGUAAUAUCUAUCUUAGCGAUAAGCCAGAUUAAACCUUAACAAAACACUUAAGAGUUCGCAUGAGACUUUAAACCAUUAAACCAGGGUGAUUACUGUCUUUACAAUAUCCCAAACAAAUCCCACCAAAGAUAAAACAAACAAACCAGAGUCAGAUUUAACCAGAUUAAAAAAGUGCAGGUAUGAAAAUGCCCUAACAGUUAAGUAAUUUUGUCUAAACUGGUCUAAUAAAACUCAAAGCGGUGGGCCCACUUUGGGUCAAACCCUGAAUACGAAACUGAAAAUAAAGUCAGAAAAGCAGAGGUUGAGCGUUUGCUCCAAGAUUGCCAUUGAUAUGCAGUUCAGUGCCUCUCGCUCUCACACCCGGAGAAUGGAGGAGACGUUGGUUGCAUAAAUUUCUGUCCAUUUCAUAUAAUGUCAGAACCUUCCCUGGCCUCAUCCUCUCCUUCUCCGUAACCUUUUCCCAGGAAAGAUGUGGAGCUGCAUUUGAAUAUGAAAGUGCUCUCAAAGGCUCUGCUUUUAGAGAACGCUAGAGGAGAACAUGGAGGAGAAUAGGGCUACUUUUCUGAUCUGCCUGCUGUAGGACUAGCUCACCUUUGAAAAAGUAUUUUUCAGCCUAAUCUGUGUCUCCUGCGACUAUUAUUACUUGAAACCUGUUGACCUUUUCAGCAAAAGUGUAUUGUAAGGGUGUUUAGAGUUAAUGGGUUUAAAGCUCUCCCUAAAUUUAUCCACUUUUCCUCCAGUGUUGUUGUUAGUUAGGUCUCCUAACUUAGAAAGUUUAAGGAUUUUUCUUCCAAUAUGUGCUAUUACAAUUUUUCAACCUGCUGCAUUGUUAAUGCCAUGCUGUUGGACACCUCAACACACUUGGAGGAGAACACUAGCUGCCUAUUUUGUUGCAUUGAGUCUUGAGUAUCAGGAUUAUGUCUGAAAAAGGCCAUGCCAAUUGUUGUUACUCUGGAUUUGAAAAUGUCACUGUUUGUCACAUUGUGAGAGACACAAAAGACAUUUUUUAAAAUCCAAUUUCGCCUAAAGGGCAUCCAGACAAAAACUUUGGAUUAUAAUCACUUAUCAGACCACCUUCAGAUCCAGUUUGAUUUGCAAAAAAAUCUGAUUUUAUGUGGUUUCUCACUGAACAGACUAUCAAAAUUAAUCUGGAUACAAUUUAGAUAUUUUAAAACUAGAUUUAAGCUUGUAGUCUGAACAGUCUGAGCCUUACAGACACCUACACUGGAUAGUAUCAUACUAACUAAUGAUGGGAAGACCCCAUAUAGAAUGUAUUGUCCAUGGUAUUUGCCCAAAUACUACACACUCAGAAGAUUAGGUUGAAAAAUGCUGAACAACUUUUUACGCUUUCUGUUACAACCUGGUUAUUAGCUAGUCUUUGCUGAGUUAGAUAUAUUGUGUUGCAAAUUUGGAGCCACUGGUACCAGAAAGGAAGGAACAGUUCAUGCUAAACAUAGAUAUCUGCUUAUUGCUACUGACAUAAGUACCAUAAAGCAUGCAUUUCCUGAGUUCCUGAGCCUUGUUGCAUGCUGUCUAACAGUAGUUGUCAGUGAUGAUAAGCAGCUAUACAUGUUUUUAUUUUCACUUAUUCUGAGCAAAGUGGAUUUUUCAGAGGUUUCAUAAUGUGACGGCCUGUUCUCUGGAGCUUCUCUCUCUUAAAGCGUUUAUUUUUUUCCCCAUUCAAACCAAAUAAUAUAGAUUUAUUUUUUAAUUGCAUGGUGUGAGUUUUAGGGGGGUGAAAAAUUCAGUACUGUAUACAAGACAUCAAAACACUUUUAACUUUGUCUAUGUUGCUUGGCUAUGUUCACGUCAGCUGGUGCUGCCAAAUUGGAUAUUUAAUCAUGUAAUCGAUCUGGAUUAAUAGGUAAUAUGAAAAAUACUCAAAUUCUCAAAUCCAAAAGUUUAUAGAGUGCCAGUUUACACAGCUUGGAAAUUAUUGUACAUAUCAGGAAAAUUAAAUAAAACUAGUCUGUAUUGGCCAAUUUAUUUUGAUAUUUACAAGAUGGAAACAUCAGAUUGUUUGUUCUGACAUUUUGUGCGUGACAGUAAGAAUAGGAAAGUGUCUUAAAUCGAAUUUAAAAACAAUCUGUUUUGCGUUCACAUGCUCUGAAAGAAUCUGAUUUUAAGAAAAAUAUCAUUUUGAUCAACUCUCAGCCCUGUAAUGUGAAUGUGGCCUCUGACUUAUACAGAGAUACAGUAUAAAGACAUUCUGACAGUUUUAGUAUUAGCAUUAAGUGAGCUAAUAGGCCUUAAUGUCUUUUGUCAUGAUCUGAAAGUUGAAAGCAUGCACUGAUCAGAAAUCUAUAGUUUUGUCAAGAUGAUACAUUUACACAACACAAACAUAUAGAAAUGAUCUAUUUCUUACAUUUGUUUGUGCACAUGACUUCAGAAAAUUGGCAGAAGUCAAAUUUGAAAAAAUCUACAUGCUCUGAAAGUAUCCAAUUUGGAAAAAUCUGAUUUCUGCUACCUUUCACAGCUCUGUAAUGUGAAUGUAGCCUCAGGCUGAUACAAAGAUACACUAUAAGGACAUUAUUUUUUGUAUUAGCAGUGUGUGUGAGCUAUGCUCUUUGUCAUGACCAGAGAUAAGAGUGACAACAGGAAAUUGGCAGAAAUCAGAUUUGAAAAUAAUCUGUUUUUGCGUUCACAUGCUCUGAAAGAAUGAAGUUUUUAAAAAUCUGCUUUCUGCCACGUUUUACAGCUCUGUAAUGUGAACGUAGCCUCAGGCUGAUACAAAGAUAUACAGUACAAGGACAUUCUUUUUUAUAUUAGCGUUUUAUGAGUUAUGUCCUUUAUGUUCAUGACCAGAGAUAAAAUGGCAAUAUGAAAUUGGCAGGAAUCAGAAUUGAAAAUAAUCUGUUUUUGCGUUCACAUGCUCUGAAAGAAUCCAAUUUGGAAAAGUCAGAUUUUUGCCGAACUUUCCGCCCUGUGAAUGAAUCAGAUUGUCUGAAGAAUCUGAUUUCUGCUACCUUUUACAGCUCUGUAAUGUGAACGUAGCCUCAGGCUGACACAAAGAUACAGUAUAGGGACAUUCUUCUGUUUUUUUGUUUUGUUUUGUUUUGUUUUUGGUAUUAGCUUUGUGUGAGCUAGCCCAUUGUAAUGACCAGAGAUCAGAAUAAAAAAUAAUCUGUUUUUGCAUUCACAUGCUCCGAAAGAAUCAGGUUUUCUGAAAAAAAUCUGAUUUCUGCCACCUUUAACAGCUCUGUAAUGUGAAGGUAGCCUCAGGCUGAUACAAAGAUACAGUAUAAGGACAUUCUACAAUUUUAGCAUUAGCAUUAUGUGAGCUAAUAGGCCCCAAUGCCCUUUGUCAUGACCUGAGAGAAAAGUUGAAAGCAUGCACUGAGCAGGAAGUUCGUCAAGUGAAUUUGUCAGGAUGAUACUGGAUACUGUGUUUCCCGUUACGCUGAUAGAACCAAAAUGGCCCUCAAUCUGUGGGUGCCGUAGCCUACAGCUCUGUGGUGUUCUCAUGUGUGCCUUUUCUCACAUCACUUAGCUGCAGGAAAGGGUGUGUUUACAUUUGGGGGAUAGGUUCAAAUGCCACUCAGGGUGUCUAAUAGUUUCUUUUGUUGUUGUUGUUUUGUUUCUCUUGGGUGGGGUGAUGGUACAUGGGUGUAUGAUUUUUAUUUUUAUUUUUUCGGUAACUACUGAAAUUCUUAACAUUUAGAUUCGUAGUUCAUUCACUCUUUUUACACGAAAAACAAAAAAAAUAAACAGACCUGAUAUCGGACAUGAAUAAAAAGUAUUCUUCCCAAAAACCACUACAGAAACUGUGACGCUAAUUCAGGUUUGCUAACUGCACCACUGGUUACUUAUGUGAGGGAAAGUAUCAACCAAUCUGGUUAUGUCAAAGGUGAAGCAAUUGUGCACAGGGCAUUAUUCUGACAGCAGUGGGAGUCUGUACAUUUGUAAUAAAGAAACCGUGUCAUUGUUGUAUUAAAGACUAUUUCCAAAAAAAAAAGGACAAAAAAAACAAGUUUGUGACUUAAAUCGCAGCCAAAACCCGUCCCGCCAAGUCCUUUUUACAGAGAUAAGCUAUUUUUACUGGUGAUUUUUGUAGCCACAAUCGUAUUCUCC